Messenger RNA from Vitrella brassicaformis, 2383 nucleotides. NCBI's taxonomy places the organism in Eukaryota, Vitrellaceae. The record is from the annotation of a GenBank genome assembly.
CUAUCCGCUGCUGUGGGCUGGUGUGGGCUGUUGGGUCGCUGCUGGUGCUGGUGCUGGUGUGGGCUGGUGCAAUGCGGCCCCUAGUUGCUGCCAUGUGAACUGGCAGUCGGCAUCGCCCAGGUGGGUGUUGAAGCCCUUGACCACCGCCCCAUCCGCCAGCCCCCACUUGGCCGCCUCGUCCAUCCUGGCCCGAUGCACCACCUCACGCAGACCCACACGACCACGAGUGUGCACCGCCUCACGCGGACGGCUAUCGAUACCCUUUAGCUCGAAGCACUGCAGCUGCGGCACACGCACCACCUGGCCGCCCACAUCGGCCGUCCCGCCCACCACCUCCCUGUUGCUGCUGGCCUGGUACACCACCGAGCGGACGAAGUGCUCCGCUGCCGCGCACAGACGGCGGGCCAUGUCGCUGUGCCGCACACCGAUGGCCUCACUGAUGGCCUCCUGGGCGGCAUCCAUGUCGAAGAGGUAUGACGCGAUGCGCCAGCCGAAGAUGGGGGCCUCCUGCGGGCCGACGGCCAGCCGGGGGGUCAGAAGUGCCGCGAGGGAGCGGUGGGGGGCGAGGGCGGCGUUGACUGCCACCAUGACGGGGGGACCCACCUUGUUGAGCACUGUGGCGUACUCGGUCAGCACCACCUGGCGGCCACAGCGGUCCCUCUCUGUGGCUGUGGGGAUGCUGCUGAUGUCGGCCCCCGCCCGCAGCAGGCUGCGGAUGGUCAGCUUGAAGUUGUCAAUAUCGGCGCGAUACUUCUCCUUGAAGUGCUCGGGUGUGUUGGGGUCCUGCAGGUGUCGGAUGCGGCGAUCGAGCCAUCCGGCAGCCCAGGCGAGGGGCGUCUGGCCUUGGUUGUCCUGUCUGUUGAUCUGGUCAGCGGGCAGCUUGCGGCAGAGGUAGUCGGCCACAUGGGGAGAACCGAUGAAGGCCGCCUUGUGCAAUGGCGUCUGCCCACCGGCAUCGCCUGCCGUAAUGUCGGCGCCGUUCGCUGUGAUGAGGUCCAGGUAGGCGUUGAUGAAGGACGGGGGAUGGCGCCCCUUUGAGUUGAUGGCUGCCCAGUGCACCAAAUUGAAGGCGCCGUUGUCGUGUUCGGUGGCGAGGGUGGGGUCUCGUCGGGCGAGUCGCUCAUACAUCGACAUGAGCCGCUGCAGAUACUCGGGGGGAGGCAGACGCAGUGGGCGGGGCAGCUUCAUCACCAUGUGAGCGUCUGCUGCGUACAGGUCGAUGCCUUGACGAGCCCUCAGGAUGUCGAAGGCCUUCUGAUUGCCGGAUGCAAUCGCCACUUGGAGGGGCGUCUGUUCGGUCUCGUCGGCUGCCACAUUGGGGUCGGCUCCUCCGUUGAGGAGUGCGCUCAGGACGGCCGACUGCAGCUCGUCAGACGACCAGUGUGGCAGGGCGACGGGACGGGGGACAGCAAAAUCGUUUUCGGCUUGGAUGGUCCGGACGGUGCAGUCCGACUUGUUGUCAAUGGCGAGACACAGGGGUGGGUAGCUGUAGACCGCACCACUGCUAUCCCUGACCACACCGGUCAUGACAUCUGGGUCGGCGCCCUGCUGCCGAUGAGGUCGGUCAUUUGCCGUGCGUCGGUGAAGCGCCGGCCGAUGAUCCACCGUGACAGCUCCUUGGUGGCGUCGUUGGUGCCCUUGAGGAACCAAGCCUCUAGCUCAUCGAGUCCGAUGUGGCCGUCCGGCACGGGAACAGUGGGAUCCGCCAGGCCACUGAGAGGAUGACCUGCAACACACACACAGCCACCACACAACGGACAGUGAUUCUGCGCGCAGGAUCUUUUCUCGCGUCUGUCUGGCGUACCUUCCUCCUCAUAUUCAAUGUAGUCGUCGUCGAAGUAUCCGUCAUCGAUAUCGUCAUCUUGGUCGCCAUCACCAUCCUCGUCCUGCAUGCCAUCCUGACACACAACAAAGAGGCAGAGGGGCGGAAAAUGACUCAAGGGCCUCCAUCGCAUGGACCAGUGUUGGUGUCGAUGAGUGCCUCACCGAUUCGUCUCCAUCGGCUGCCUGCGGACCAUCAUCACCGUCGGCCAUCUCAUUGGCCAUCGCGCCCUCCUGCUGCUGCUGGCCGCCUGGACACCAACACACACACCCUCACCGACCUGGCGUGAGUGUGCUGCUGAUGUGAGUGCGCGUCGAAUGGUCUGUGUGGCAGGUCUGAUCACUCACCGCUGUCUGAGCCAUUGCAAUCUGAUUCCUCCGCCUGUCCCCUGCCGCUAUGCUCCUCCUCAGCCACAUCCUCUGAAGACACACACACACACGUGUGGCGCUGAUGCUGUGUGUUUGAUGUGUCACAUUCAUCUGUGUGUGGCGUAAACGCAUCGUCACCGUCACCGUCAGCCAUGGCAGCGGAGGCCAUGUGGCUGUCGUGACCGUCGGACAU